Pisolithus orientalis is the source of this 1455-nucleotide messenger RNA. RefSeq lists its product as uncharacterized. The record is from RefSeq and is a predicted model, not a curated record. NCBI's taxonomy places the organism in Eukaryota, Fungi, Basidiomycota, Agaricomycetes, Boletales, Pisolithaceae. The coding region runs from base 1 to 1455 and encodes 484 amino acids. The transcript is spliced from 14 exons.
AUGGUGACAACAGGCUUGGAUGUUGACUCCAGUGAUGUCUCUGGCAAGCACACUGAUGAAUGUUGUGGCCUUCCUACACCUGGAAAACAGGCUCUAGAGAAUCCAGAACCACCUCCUGAAGCAAAGCAACACCACCAGGAAGCAAAGAUGAUGACCACCCUGCAGGUGCCGCAGAUUAAGAGAUGUAAAGUUAGGCACUGGGUGACCUGGCUAAAUGACUGUUUUCACCUUUGGAAGCAAUGGAGGUCUAGUGGACAGCCCUUGUACAGUGGUGAUAAGGGAGAUCUUUCAAUGGAUGUUGAUGUGGUGGGUGACAGGGAAUGUGAUGCAAGAAAAUGGGAUACCUCUCCAACAUCCCAGGGAAACAUCCCCCACACUUCUCUCAGCAAGUUCCAUGGGUGGACACUCUGGUUACCCCCAAUCAAGACCUUUGUGGAAUUCCAUCAGUGCACAGUCUGGUCCCAUACCAGAGCCAACACCUGUGCAAGGAAUUCAAGCUACAAGUUCCAUGAGUGGACACUCCAGUCAUCUGCUGCCAUUGCCCUUGCAGAGUUCUGUUCACAGAAUUCAAGCUGCAAGUUCCAUGAGCAGACACUCCAGUCACUCACCACUGUUUCCCUUGCAGAGUUCCAUUCAUGGAAAGUCCAGUCCCAUAUUAGGGCUGACACCUGUACAAGCUACAAGUUCCAUGAGUGGACACUGCAGUCAUCUGCUGCCAUUUCCCUCACAGAGUUCCAUUCAUGGAAUUCAAGCUACAAGUUCCAUGAGCAGACACUCCAGUCAUCCAUUGCCAAUGCCCUCACAGAGUUCCAUUCAUGGAACUCAAGCUGCAAGUUCUGUGAGUGGACACUCCAGUCAUCCACUGCCAUUGCCAUCACAGAGUUCUGUUUGCAGAAUUCAAGCUACAAGUUCCAUGAGUGGACACUCCAGUCAUCUGCUGCCAUUGCCCUCAUUGGGUUCCAUUCAUGGAAAGUCUGGUCCCAUACCAGGGCUGACACCUGUGCAAGGAAUUCAAGCUACAAGUUCCAUGAGCAGACACUCCAGUCAUCUGCCACCAUUGCUCUCACAGAGUUCUGUCCACAGAAUUCAAACUGCAAAUUCUGGUUGACAUCCAUGGAAGGCAUUCACCCUUCUUCAAGGCAGCCAGCAUUGGACAAACUUGAUCAAAAUGGGCCCUUUCUCAGUGUUGUAUCUCAUGCAUUUAAGACCCUCAAAGAAAACCUUAGAGCAGAAUUCACUGCCAUUCAUGGAGCAGUUAGUAGACUGGUAAUUGUACAUCAACACAUUGCGACAAACACCAAGCGCCAUAAAUGGAAGUCACCUGGCACUAACAUACAUGAUAGUGAAGCCAAUGAUGAGGCAUUGGAUGACGAGGGAGGCACCAGAUUUGAUCCCUUUGCAAAGGAUCCCCUCAGAGUAAUCUUUCAGGUUGGAGCUCCAUCUGCUUCAUCUUGA